Molecule: messenger RNA, 1380 nt
Organism: Nymphaea colorata (pocket water lily)
Lineage: Eukaryota; Viridiplantae; Streptophyta; Magnoliopsida; Nymphaeales; Nymphaeaceae
Product: bidirectional sugar transporter SWEET16
Exons: 7
Coding region: 76-981 (301 amino acids)
Biological process (GO): carbohydrate transport
Cellular component (GO): membrane
Molecular function (GO): sugar transmembrane transporter activity
Source: RefSeq, a predicted model, not a curated record
UCCAAAAAUAGAACGGGACCUUCGGCCUCUCCUUUGUCGCCUUACGCCCGGCUACCGCCUCUCCGGCCAGCCUUCAUGGAGAACCUGAGCUUCAUUACUGGUGUCAUCGGAAACGUGAUAUCUAUCUUGGUCUUUGCUUCACCAGUGGGAACGCUGAAGAGGGUGGUGAGGAAGAGGUCGGUGGGGGAGUUCAAGGCCAUUCCUUAUGUGUGCACCCUGCUCAGCACUUGCUUGUGGUCUUUCUAUGGCCUUCUCAAGCCAGGAGGCCUGCUCGUCCUCACUGUCAAUGCCGCCGGUGCUUCCUUGGAAGCCAUUUACGUCGCUUUCUUCCUCCUCUACUCUCCUAAACACGCAAGGAUAAAGCUUGGGAAGUUGGUUAUGGCGCUGAAUGUGGUGCUUUUCGGAGGAAUAGUGGCGGUCACGCUUCUCGCCGUCCGCGGCCAACAGCUGCGGCUAACGGUUAUCGGCGUCAUGUGCGCAGGCAUGACUCUUGGCAUGUACGCCUCCCCGCUGGCGGCCAUGAAAACGGUGGUGGACACAAAGAGCGUGGAGUACAUGCCCUUCUCCCUUUCUUUCUUCCUUUUUCUCAACGGAGGAACUUGGAGCAUAUACGCUGUUCUUGUGAGAGAUCUUUAUAUCGGAGUGCCCAAUUGUAUUGGGUUCUUACUGGGAAGUGCCCAGCUCAUUCUUUACAUGGUGUACAAAAGCAAGUCCAAGACCAAGAACAAAGCCGGUGAGGAGAAGAAGGAAGGUGGAUCCGAGCUCAUGGUUGACGCGGAGAUGCAAACCAACGACGAUCAACAUGAGCAAUUACAAGGUCGUGAUAAGAAGAUGGUUUCCUUACUUAAGGAGAAAAGCAUAACAAAGCCCGCUGUUGAUGGCAGGAAAAGCCUUAACAAGAUAGCCAAAUCUUUAUCCAUGUCAGUCUGUGAGCUCCGGUCGGAUUGGUUCCUGCAAAUGAAGUCUACAGAAGCAGAUUGAUGAGCUUCCGAGAGCUCCGGCGAUUCGAUAAUAAGAAGAUGGUUUCCUUACUUAAGGAGAAAAGCAUAACAAAGCCCUCAGUUGAUGGCAGGAAAAGCCUUAACAAGAUAGCCAAAUCUUUAUCCAUGUCAGUCUGUGAGCUCCGGUCGGAUUGGUUCCUGCAAAUGAAGUCUACAGAAGCAGAUUGAUGAGCUUCCGAGCUCCGGCGAUUCAAUAAAAUGGUUGCAGGCACACUUCAGUAAAAUUAAGAACGUCCAAGUGUGCUUCAUCUUCACGAUCAAGUUCUAAUGCUUUUCGUUUUUUUUUUCAUAACGAAGCAAAAUGAUUUAUUGUAUUUCAUUUCUGUUUUUCUUGAAUUAUAUAUGGAAAGACAUCUAUAUUUCUGUUUUUCUUGAAUUA